Messenger RNA from Hibiscus syriacus, 402 nucleotides. RefSeq lists its product as uncharacterized. Bases 1 to 402 code for a protein of 133 amino acids. The transcript has a single exon. The record is from RefSeq and is a predicted model, not a curated record. NCBI's taxonomy places the organism in Eukaryota, Viridiplantae, Streptophyta, Magnoliopsida, Malvales, Malvaceae.
AUGGAUAUUAAAACUAAAGUUGUUGAUCUCUCUUUUCUAUUGCACUUAGAGGCUACCGGCGAUUCGGAAGCCGGUUAUUCCGAUCCCGCCAUAUCUUCCGGUGUCAACCAUGCUCAAGACGACGAUAAUGAAGAUGCAGAAUCAUGCAGCUGUGACACUACAUCUGAUCUUCAUAUGGUUAUUGAGCAUAAUUAUAGCUUAGACGGCGGCAAUGCGAGUGUCGAAGACGAUGAAGACAACGAUGGCGAGGUAGUAGAUAAAAAAUGCAUAUAUGAUCCUUGUAUUAAUGGAAUGGAAGCAGCAGAAAGUAAGAAAUCAUCGGCUGUUUCUAUUGAUUCGAGCCAAACCAUGAAUGAGAUGGAAAAGAACAGGCUAUUUUGGGAAACCUGUUUAGCAUCUUAG